AUGGAUUUUCUGAACUUUGUUGCUUUGGCCGUGAUUCUGACAUAUCCAUGUAUCCAGGCAACCCAGCAGAGUAGCAAACACAGCCAAGUUGUUCAUCGCAUCACACAGUCUAAUUCAGGUGUUCUCGACGGUAUCCCUACCCUGCAACACGGGGCGCUCUCUACUAAACCGUGGGGUUCUCACAGUAACGCACAGAUUGGUAACUUUCCUCCAAAUCAUCGUAGAAUUAAGGCAAAAAUCAACAAAUACGUCAAGAGAAGCAAAGGUUCGGUCACUGGGACCGAGGGGGUAGUACAAGACGAAGCAACUUCAGUUUUUGAUCCUGAUAAACCCUUUGACAACAUGAAAGAUCUGCUAUCCUUUAGCCAUCUGGUAACGACCAUGACACAGCAAAUGAGCACUUGCGAGUUGGUGGUGGCUUAUGACGACGGUUACAGUGACCCUGAGGUGUUUGAGGGCGCCCUGUCGCUGUCUAACGUGAAACAGGUGGUUCAUGUGAAGACGACCGAGGACUUUAAGAAGCUGGUGUGGCUGUCCCCGGGUUGUCGCUGGUAUGUAAUGCUGCUGCACAACCUGGAGGUGCUUAUCUCUUUUCUCGAUAUUGACCGGGACGCCUGGGACUAUGACGGCAGGUACGUGGUGGCAGCACUAUCGAUGUCACAGCUCAACAGGAUGAUCAGAACAGACAAAGGAAGGAAGACUCAACACUUCAUUGGAAUCGUCAAGUCCCGUCAGGAGUAUGAGUGGCGGCUGUACACCAAUCAACUCUACUGGGGCAAAGGUAUGCGACCCCUUACUACCUGGCGUGAACGCAGCUUCACCUCCAGUCCUGUCUUCUUCCCGGAUAAGCUGUCUGACCUGCGUGGCGCCACUCUUAGGACGGUGACCUUCCAGUGGGAGCCGAGCAUCAUGUAUCAGCGAGCGGGCACUGGCGAGAUAACACUGCGGUACGGUGUGGACAUUUCGGUCACUAGACUUCUUGGGCAGGCCAUGAAUUUCUCAGUGCGAUUUGAUGAACCAGCAGAUGGCGAACUCUGGGGGCGGCAGAAUGAAGACAGGUCGUGGACAGGCCUUAUGGGAGCGCUGGAUCGGGAUGAGGCGGACAUGGGCGUGGCCAACCUGUUCCUCUCCUAUCGAAGAAUUGGGGUGGUGGACUUCAGUCUCCCGUACGAUUUUGAAGAGUCGUGCUUCCUGGCCAGGACGGAACCACCCCUGCCUCGAUGGCAAGCUCUUUCAUUCCCUUUCCAUUGGGCCACUUGGAUCGCUAUUUUCGUUGGUCUUCUGGUCUCCGGCCCUCUUCUUUACGUCCUGAUCCUGGCAGGGCAUGGUGCUUCCUCUUGGCUUGACACAUACGGCCUCCACCUACGAGAGACACAGGUGCAUCCUCCACGUCGUGGUAGUACGCAGGUGCUGGUUUCCUUCUUCUGGUUGUAUACCAUGAUUCUGACCAUUGCCUACUGCACUAACUUGAUCGCCUUCUUGCUGGUCAACAAACUUCCUGCCUCCGUCCAGACUAUCAGAGAGUUGGGUUACUCAAAUCUCGAUGUUGUCGGCGUGGGCGAGAUCUUCAAGAAAUUACUAGUGGAGGCGAGCGACCCAAAUGUCAAAGUUUUAGCGGACAAUUACAAAACAGUAGGAUCGAAAGAGGAGGCCCUGAGGCAAGUGCUGAUGGGAAGAGCUGUUUUCCUUGAAAAUCAAGGUUUUGUCGAGUUCGUGGCUCAAACGAAGUUCAUCAAAGGCGGCGUUUCCCGCACUAGAGUGAUGCAGGAAUGUUUCGCGCCUCACUAUAUCGCAAUGGGACUGCAGCGCCGCACUCCCCUCAAGCAGAAGGUGGACGAAGUGAUAAGUUGGCUUCAACAAAGCGGGCUUAUUCGUCACUCUUUUGAAACCUCCUUGAGAAUGGCUGCCUCCAAUGAGAGGAACAAAGCCGCUGAUGAGGACGAAGGGGAGGUGGAGGAGGACGUCCUCACUGCGCUCAACCUGGACCACCUGCAGGGGAUCUUCUUCAUCCUCUUGGUAGGAUUCUUGCUGGCUGCGUUUUCCUUCUUUGGGGAGCGAAUUUCGUUUCCAAGAUACGCCUCUCAAGAGUAAUACAUUGCCGCAAAAGCAAAUCGACAAAACUCAUUAAAUAUCACCUUAUGCAAGCCGCAAAUCAGUAAACUUCUAAAAAUUUGCAGUUUGGCAAAUACAAACAAAUGUCAAUAAUUUGCAUCGCCUUCAGUAGCACAGCAUCAGCUCAAUUGUAUUAAGGAUAUUUAAAGUAUUUUCAUGAAGUUAGAAAACUUAUUUUUCAAAAGAUUGAAAUUAUCUUUAGUUAUUGAUCAAUGCCUGUUACAUCCUUUAUACUCUUUUCUGACAAACAUUGUGAUUUUAUGAAGCUUGGAAAUUCUAGCAAAAACAAGAUGUGACAUAUUAAACUUUAUUGUUAUGCAUAUUCUCUUUAAACAAUUAAAUCCCUGCACACUGUU
Messenger RNA from Portunus trituberculatus (swimming crab), 2468 nucleotides. RefSeq names its product ionotropic receptor 21a-like. Gene Ontology annotation, molecular function: glutamate-gated receptor activity. The record is from RefSeq and is a predicted model, not a curated record. Gene Ontology annotation, cellular component: membrane. NCBI's taxonomy places the organism in Eukaryota, Metazoa, Arthropoda, Malacostraca, Decapoda, Portunidae. The transcript has 11 exons. The coding region runs from base 1 to 2091 and encodes 696 amino acids.